Molecule: messenger RNA, 870 nt
Organism: Limulus polyphemus (Atlantic horseshoe crab)
Lineage: Eukaryota; Metazoa; Arthropoda; Merostomata; Xiphosura; Limulidae
Exons: 2
Coding region: 107-580 (157 amino acids)
Cellular component (GO): plasma membrane
Source: RefSeq, a predicted model, not a curated record
CAUUCUAGUACUGGGAAACCACGAUGUGAGAACGGCAGAACACGCGGCAAAUUUGUGGUUUCAAGGUUUUGCCGAAUGGCUGGUGCUUUCAGGAAACGUUGGUAGCAUGACGAAAGGAAACUGGACUCGUUCCGAAGCGGAAGAAUUCCAAGAUAUUGUAGUACAAAUGGGAGUUCCUAACAAUCGAAUAAUAUUAGAAAGUAAAGCAACGAAUACUGGAGAAAACGUGAGAUAUUCACACGAAGUGAUGAAACAGCGAGGGAUAAAUCCGAAGAAAAUAAUAUUGGUUCAAAUGCCGUAUAUGGAAAGAAGAACAUACGCGACCUUCAUGAAACAGUGGCCAGGUGAUGUAACAACACUACAGGUGUCAGUGUCGUCACCCUCGAUCGAGUUCCGACAUUAUCCGAAUAGUAAAGUCGGAACCUUCAGAGAUCUUAUUGCUGCUUUACUUGGAAUGCUAGAAAGAAUCCGUAAAUACCCACGGAAAGGUUGGCAAAUAACGCAAGUCAUUCCCGUUAAUGUAAUGGCAGCGUUCCAGUAUCUCGUGAACACCGAGAGAUAUAGCGAUUUCUUAGGAUGAAUGUUGUUUACGUUCCAUAGAGUCACGUGACUCGUGAGACUGCGUUUUACAAGUAGGGUGUUGAUAUUCCACUUUGUGGAAUAUUUCGAGGAGUAAUUAGUGCACUUUAAGAAAUGGCUGAUAUAACCUGAUCUCCUACCCUGAACAGAAAGCAGUAUCUUGUCGUCAGGUCAACUACCCCCUGUUAGAAUAACGAAAGUUUAUCAUACUAGGCUUAUCUAACAUAAACGUAUUUUGCAAAUAUGUGCUUGACAAGCUACUUGCAUUUCUGUUUCACGAGAUUAUUAUGA